This is a messenger RNA of Epithele typhae, 1860 nucleotides long. Its product is annotated as TAP-like protein-domain-containing protein. NCBI's taxonomy places the organism in Eukaryota, Fungi, Basidiomycota, Agaricomycetes, Polyporales, Epitheliaceae. The transcript has 11 exons. The record is from RefSeq and is a predicted model, not a curated record. Bases 1 to 1860 code for a protein of 619 amino acids.
AUGGAGCACAACGAGAAGCAGCUCGCACCCCGAUGGGCCGCCGCGGAGCGUGCUGAGGACAACGUUGCCUCGCGAGAGUCAGCGACCCCCGGCCGCCGCAACGUCCUCCUGUAUGCCCUCGUCGCGCUCGCGCUCACCGCCUGCACCAUCUUCGACGUCGACCAGCUCGCCCGCAAGGGCUGGGAGCGCGGCGCAGAGCUCUUCUACCCCGACUCUGCGCCGUCCCAGGGCGGCCCGUCCGACCACGGUCGACUUGACGAGCUCGUCGGCGCGCGUGUAGGCGACGUGGCAUGGGGCCCGUGCGGUGCCGACGAGCACGCCGUGCCCGGAGCCGAGUGUGGAUACGCGAUUGUGCCUCUGGACUACUCCGACGAGGGCGCAGGAGUGGCAAAGAUCGCCCUCGGGCGGUACAACGCCACCGGCACUCGCAAGGGCAGCCUCUUCAUCAAUCCGGGAGGCCCGGGCGGCUCAGGCGUACGCCUGGCGACACGAGCAGGUCCCUAUAUGCAAUCCAUCGUGGGCGCAGGAUACGACAUCGUGGGAUUCGACCCGCGAGGCAUUGGCAAGACCGAGCCCGAGACGCGUUGCUUCACGGAACCUGGGUCGCGUCUUGCGUUUCUGCAGAACACGGUGCUGGAGCGCGGAUUCGACACCAGCGCGAACUUCAGUGACCCCAUCAAUCGUGCGCGCCUGAUAGAAGCUCAGCGAGAUGCGAACGCGCUCUUCCAGACGCAGUUCGCCGUCUGCACGAAGACCCUUGAGAACACCAUUCGUUACAUGGGCACGACUACCGUGGCGAGGGACAUCGACUACAUGACCACCCUUUUGGACGGAGAGGAUGCGAUGAUUAACUUCUACGGGUGGUCAUACGGUACUGUCAUCGGUCAAUACCUCGCCAACAUGUUCCCCCAUCGCGUUGGUCAUAUUGCUAUCGACGGAAUGGUUGAUGCCGAGCAGUGGACGACGGACUCGCCAUACAAAUGGUUCAACGGCGGGUGGCUUUCUUCGACCGAUAACGUCUACGAUCUCUUCUUUGAAGACUGUGCGAAGGCUGGGCCCUCUGGCUGUGCCCUAGCAAAGACCGAAGAUGAAGACCCUGCAGACAUCAAAGCGCGCAUGGAGAGCUUCGUGAAUGGCCUGCUGGAGCGGCCUCUUCCUGUGCCCAACGCCACACACCCCGGCAUCCUCACCCAAGGUCGCGUCCGCUACUUCCAGCUCGACAUGCUCUGCAGCCCGCUCUCCUGGCCCACCGCCGCCUCCUCGCUCGCCGCCGCGCUCGCCGGCGACGCCUCCGCCAUCCUGGACGCGGUCGCGGUCUCCGGCUCGGCCGACCUCCAGCGCUCCGCGGUGACCUGCAACGACGUCGCGCCCUUCGCGCCGCCGCCCGCGGAGGCCGUCGUAGACGCACUGCUCGCCGCGUCCCGGAUCUCGCGCUUCGCGUUCGCGAUCGUCACCCACGAGCCCGACAACGGGUGCGAGUUCUGGCCGGUUGCACCUCCGGAGCGCUUCGCGGGCCCGUGGAACGCGACGCUCCGCGCGCCGAUCUUGAUCGUGAGCAACACGCUCGACCCGGACACCUCGCUCGCGAACGGGCGCGCAGUGCGCAAACGCAUGGGCAAGAACGCGGGGAUGGUCGUCCAGAACGGACCUGGGCACUGCUCGCUCGCCUUGCCGUCGGCGUGCACGGUCCGACACAUGCGCGCGUACUUCGCGGACAACACGCUCCCGCCGGACGACACGCUCUGCGAGGUCGACGUCCCGCCCUUCCCAGGCGUGUCCGCGCAGGAGUUCGACGCCGAGACCCUCGCGGUGCACGAGAGUGUGCGCAAGGUGGCGGAGCUUAUCCGACGCACGCGCUAG